Molecule: messenger RNA, 954 nt
Organism: Bufo bufo (common toad)
Lineage: Eukaryota; Metazoa; Chordata; Amphibia; Anura; Bufonidae
Gene: FGF6
Product: fibroblast growth factor 6
Exons: 3
Coding region: 1-618 (205 amino acids)
Biological process (GO): animal organ morphogenesis; positive regulation of cell population proliferation; positive regulation of gene expression
Cellular component (GO): cytoplasm
Molecular function (GO): growth factor activity; fibroblast growth factor receptor binding
Source: RefSeq, a predicted model, not a curated record
AUGGCCAUUGCACAAAGACUACUCAUCACUAUGUCCUACGGAGCCAGAAUUCACUGGACGUUGCCUGUUUUUCUUCUGCUGAGUUUUGUUGGGGACAUUGUUUUGUCAUACCCUAUACCCUACAGGGCUAAUGGAACAUUACUGGAAAGGACAUUGGAGUCUUUUUUCUCCAGGUCGAUUGGAAUGUCUUCCAACAAAUUGGAUGCAAAAUGGAAGAGUGAUUACUUGCAGGGAAUUAAGAGACAACGGAGGCUUUACUGCAAUGUCGGAAUUGGGUUUCACCUGCAGGUCCACAAAGAUGGAAGGAUAGAUGGUGUGCAUAAUGAAAGUCCAUAUAAUCUUUUAGAAAUUUCGACAGUAGAACGAGGGGUUAUAAGCUUGUUUGGUGUGAAAGCAAACCUCUUUGUAGCAAUGAACAACAAAGGGAGAGUAUAUGCUUCGCCAACCUUUCAGGAUGAAUGCAAGUUCAAGGAAAUUCUGCUAUCCAAUAACUAUAAUGCCUAUGAGUCCAAAAUGUAUCAAGGUGCCUAUCUCGGAUUAAGCAAACAUGGAAAGAUUAAAAGAGGAACCAAAAUUUCUCCAGCCAUGACAGUCACACAUUUUCUUCCACGAAUGUGACAUGAAUUCAGCCAAAUGUGUCUUGUAAUUUUGCACAUGUGAAUAAUCUCCCAGGUAAAAUAUUUAUACAGUAGCAGAAUAUAUGUAUAUUUGGAUGGAGAUAUUUCUACCGGAUUACUGUGCCCUGUAACAAUCUGCUUAUCAGGCUAUAAACACACAAGUCAAAACACUAAAAAUGUGCUAUAUUUAGUACAGUACCGUAACUUAAUUUAUCCCUGAUGGAUAGAGGACACAUAUGGAGAACUUUGUUUUCCAAAGGACUUUUUACCAUUUUAUUUUCCGGAAAGUACAGUCCGUCAGCCUUUAUUAUAAGUAUAUGAAAUACUUCCCAUACCU